Messenger RNA from Leucoraja erinaceus (little skate), 2292 nucleotides. It is a transcript of the gene tspan11, whose product is annotated as tetraspanin 11. The record is from RefSeq and is a predicted model, not a curated record. Gene Ontology annotation, cellular component: membrane. The transcript has 9 exons. Lineage: Eukaryota; Metazoa; Chordata; Chondrichthyes; Rajiformes; Rajidae. Bases 370 to 1155 code for a protein of 261 amino acids.
CAUGAUUAGUAAGUUUGCAGAUGGCACUAAAGAGGGUGGUUUCGCAGACAGCGAAGAGGGUUAUUAAAAAUUACAGCAUAUCAUGAUCUCUGUAACAGUUCUAGCGUUGAGGAAGGGGACAAGGUGGGAGGGUGGUGCAAGUAGAAGUUACUUAACAUUUGAGAAUCCAAUGUUCGUACCGCUGGGACGGGUUGUAGGCUACCCGCGCUGAAUAGGAGGUGCUGUUCAUCCAAUCUGCGUGUGGCUUCACUCUGGCAAUGGAGGAGGCCCAGGGGAGAAGUUCAGUGUGAGAAUGGGAAUGGGUUAAAAUGGAAAUGGAAUGAUAAUGCUGGAUUUAAUGAAAAUGUAACAACAGUUAAUUUGAAGAAAAUGACAAUGAUAAAAAAGUAUAAAAAGGAUUCCGAAGACUGUCUGACAAUUUGCUUGAAGUAUUUGCUGUUUAUUUUCAACAUCAUCUUCUGGCUGGCAGGGGCAGGGGUGCUUCUCAUUGGGAUUUGGACGCUGAACGAGAAGAGAGAGUACCUGAGCCUGCUGCCUUCCAGCACGUUUGCCGUCUCUGCGUGUAUCCUCGUCUUCGCUGGAUGCCUUGUCAUCGUCACCGGAUUCCUCGGCUGCUGUGCGGUCGUUCGGGAGCAGAAGUCUGCUCUCCUAGCAUACUUUUCUUUGCUCUUGCUAAUCUUCCUGAUUGAGUUGGUGGCGGGCGUGCUUGCUUGCAUUUAUUAUCGAAGGUUGAGCGGUGAGCUGACGCAGCACCUGAACAGGGCGAUGCUGGAGCGUUAUGGCGAGCCGGCCGAACACAGUGUCACCCGUUCCAUCGACCGGCUCCAGCAACACUUCAAGUGUUGUGGCAGCAACAACGCAACUGACUGGCAGGACAGUGCCUACAUCCGCUCACCGGCAUCCGAUAACAGGCUGGUGCCUGACAGCUGCUGCAAGACUGUGACGGAGGCCUGCGGGAGUAGAGACCACCCCUCCAACAUCUACAAGGUGGAGGGUGGAUGUCUCACAGUCCUGGAGCAAGUGCUGGUAGAUCACCUGCUGAUCAUGGGAGCGGUUGGCAUUGGCGUUGCCUGCUUACAGCUGAUCGGAGCCGUGACCACUGCGUGUUUCAUCUGUGUGCUCAUCAAAGAGGAGGAGGGAUGUUUCCAGAGCUGACGGCACGCGUGUCCGAGGCGUGAGCUGCCCAUGUGAGGCAGGAGGAGACCUGGUGUUUACCUGAGAACCAGUCAGUCCUCGCCGCCGGUCACCCGCGGGAGCUGCCUGCCGGCAUGAAGCACUUGACCAGCGGCAGCAGUGCGUGCAGGAUGCUGGCGGUAUCAUUUACCCAUCACCUGUAAUGUACUCCGUCACUGAGCUGUAAUUACCUAGAGCUGGAGUGUAGUCGCCACGAUGUGUAUCGCUGCUCACCCCCCUCUGCCCUCACACAGCUUGCUGCGCUUUACGUCGUGAGGGACCUACCGCGGGGCAACCUAAUGCAGGGGAGUCCGUAACGCGGAGGGGGGACCUACCGUGGGGGCGGGGGACAGUACCGUCCACACUCCCCCUCUUCCUUUGCUGUUCAACGACCCAUUCACCCCGGACAGUCCCUGGUUGUUGACGGACGAGGCUGAUGUGGGGCCUCAGACCUUCCACGGACAGGCAGGGCGGGCGGUGGCCACGUGUGUGUUGUGUGUGUGUGUGUGGUGCAGUGGAUGUGUCUGAGUCUGUGUGCGUGAGAGAGAGAGUGUGAGUAUGAGAAAUGUGAAAGAGGGAGACUAGCGAUAUGGAAGGGGUAACGUGGGAAACCGACAGAUCAAAGCAGAUGAUGCUUAAGGACAUCCAGUUCCCCUCUCCCCUGCCUCUUGGUUUGGAAGAAGGGUCUCGACCCGAAACAUCACCUUAUUCCUUCUCUCCAGAGAUGCUGCCUGUCCCACGGAGUUACUCCAGCAUUUUGUGUCUAUCCUCGGGGUAAACCAGCAUCUGCAGUUCCUUCACACACACCCCGCCAUCAGCCAGUGUGGAAGAGAGCACGUGUAGCGCGAAUCCCUGUGCACUGAUGGGUUGCUGGGAUGCCCAUGGGCGCUACAGCAAGGCAGUCCUUUCAUCGUGUUUUCUGGUCUUGCCUAUUAUUCAGAAUAUUCGUCAAACAUUAGAGAAAACAGAAAGAUAUUUCUAUGAGAAAUUAAAAAAAAAAAUGCAGUGAACUACUUUAUAAAUAACAGAACACUUGUUUAAAGUAUUUUAAUUUCAUACUUUAUUCUUCCUAAAUCAAAGUCCCUCAUAAUGUUUUCCAUUGGCCGAUGUUUGGCAAGA